AUGACCGCCGCCGGCUUGAUCAGCGCGACCAUAACGGCGCCCCCUUCCCUAUGCACGACAACACUUCUACCUGACACUGGAGUUAUGACACUGGGACUCGAUGGCGUCCCUACGAUAUUGACCGAACCCGCGGUAUACCAAAUACCAUGCCCGACUCACGAUAUUCUCCCUCGAGCCGAAGUCCAUGUGACAUACGCUGCUUCAGGCGAUGAGAGCAGUCUCACUCAGCAUGAACUGUCAGACAGCAGCCCAAAAUUCUCAGACUUUCGCGAUCCCUUUUACGCCUCUACUUUCCCAAUCUGUUACGCCCUCGCCGCGACUACCGUCACUGCGUACAUGCUGGUUAUCAUGCUCUUCGUUACUCCCCGAUCUUUCCUUGACGGAGGAAUUGUUUACCUAGGCCGAAAAUCCGCUUUCACUCACAGCUCCAACAAUAGCGUCACCAUUGGUGGCCGGCCAUGGCUACAGAAAGUUGCCGCUCUAACCGUCGCCAUUUCACUAACUAUCGCGUCGGCCGACACCUUCAGAGUAGCUAAAAGCCAGUAUACGUGGGGGAUUCAGAAUGCGAAUCAACUGCAGGACGAAGUGAUGAACAGCGUCGAACUCAAGGUGAUCCGACUUGUUUCCGAUACGUUUUUAUGGCUAGCCCAAGCCCAAACUCUUAUCCGACUCUUUCCCAGACACCGAGAAAAGAUCAUUAUCAAAUGGGUUGCAUUCGCGCUCAUCACUCUUGACGUUGUGUUCAGUGCUGUUACCAGUUUCAAAUACUCAGACAACGGCAUCAACACAACCGCGCGACCCAAGAACUUUGUUCACCCAGUCCCUGCCCUCAGUUACCUCUUCCAGCUUUCCCUCGGUUUGCUGUACGCCGCCUGGGUUGUCUAUUUUGCGCUAAUGAAGAAACGUUACUCUUUCUAUCACCCUUUUAUGAAAAACAUCAGCUUCGUCGCCAUCAUUUCUCUUAUUUCGAUUCUGAUCCCCGUUGUUUUCUUCAUUCUCGAUAUCUCUCAGCCUGAUUUCACUGGAUGGGGAGAUUAUGUGCGAUGGGUUGGUGCUGCAGCCGCCAGUGUUGUUGUAUGGGAAUGGGUGGAAAGGAUUGAGGCUUUGGAACGCGAGGAGAAGAAGGAUGGUAUUCUCGGCCGAGAAGUUUUUGACGGAGACGAUACUCUCGAAAUCAACGCAUCCGAGUUCCCAUGGCUCCGUAAUCGCAAGAGCAGAAAAGGCGGCAGUUCAGGCGGUGGUAGCGAUGGAGAUCGACCACAGAUGUCUGCGACUUCUGCCAACGGCUGGCCCACUGUCUCUUCUAUUGCCAACAGAUAUCGCGGUCAGAACAAUGGUGCAUUUGCCGAAACACUUGAUCAACCUUUACAAAGAGGGACAGCCAGAGGAUUGCGACCUGUGAUAUGGCCGACCCGACCGGCGCCUGCUGCUACACCUAUUAGUCGUGCAGAUACGGCCAGCGCUGCGAGCACAGUCUAUGCUGUCAGGUACCAGGCACCCUCAGAGACAACUUCACGAACCCCCGAUCCUAUGCCACUUCCCGGUGUGGUCGACUUGAGUCAGCAAAGCAGCACGCCUCCAAGCCAACAACUGAACGACGAAUCCAGCUCUUCCAAUCAGGCCCCCGCCUCUCUGCAAAACAGUAUUGUUGUGCCACCCACGUCACAACAACCUGUAGAUUUAGAAGCCAAUUCACCAAAUUCAUCAGCUCGAGGCGGUUGGCGAAAUCUUACUUUUGCGAGCUCGACUUUAAAUCGACCAAACGAGGAUGCGUCGACGGAUGUGGCGCAACGCUCAGACGGCAAUGUGGCAGCAGCUCGUGAAGGACGGGCAAACAGUUCCAGCCGAUGGGAUCUAAAGGGUCGCUUGGAGGACUUUGCAGCAAACCAAGCCGAGAAACUACGAGAUCGCAUGCGAACAGCUCCCAACACUGAGAGCCUCCCCGUAACGGUCAUACCGGCUCCUCCCCGAAGAGGAGCCGCCCUGCAGCAGGUUCUGGAGGAGGAGGAACUCAACACCACAGACCGGCAAUCACCGCAAUCGUCAAGCAGGCACCCUUUUGCGAACCACAACAGCACGACCAGUCAGAGCAGCGCGUCGAGGGAUGCGUCAGGAGAAGUGGGACGUCUAGACAGGAGCCGAAGCACAUCCUCGGGCAGUCCAGGGAAUGGGCCUAUUCCGCCUAACAAUCCACCACUUUGGCGGGGCGUCCGUCCGAGACCGGCCAACGAAGACGAUUUCUACGAUGACUCUGACGAUGGUUCGUUAUCGGAUAGGUCCUCUUUGGAUCACCCGAGACAAGACUCAGAUUCACCGGGAACCCGCCGAGCGACCUGAAAUUUUGUGUGCUGAUAGUUGUGCAUCAAGCGAGGCGUUGUUUUCUGUUAAAAAAAGACUGGUGUUUGAACGGGCAUUGGGAUGGUUUGUAUGAAUGAUACCCCUGGAAUGAAUGCAUCAUUCCUCAAAUGUAUAUCUAUGGGAGGGAAUUACAAACAUGACGGCCACAUUCAGAGCUCUGUAUGUAUUGCAUGGGUUCAGGCGUCAAGCAAGAAUUAUGGCGUUAUAUUGAUGGAACUGGACGAGUGCACAUGCUCCAUUUGGAAGAGCUUUGUAUACUGCACUUGGAAUUACUUG
Messenger RNA from Fusarium graminearum PH-1, 2634 nucleotides. RefSeq lists its product as uncharacterized. The record is from RefSeq and is a predicted model, not a curated record. Lineage: Eukaryota; Fungi; Ascomycota; Sordariomycetes; Hypocreales; Nectriaceae. The transcript has a single exon. Gene Ontology annotation, cellular component: plasma membrane. Gene Ontology annotation, biological process: cellular response to pH. Bases 1 to 2337 code for a protein of 778 amino acids.